Molecule: messenger RNA, 1107 nt
Organism: Acanthosepion pharaonis
Lineage: Eukaryota; Metazoa; Mollusca; Cephalopoda; Sepiida; Sepiidae
Source: the annotation of a GenBank genome assembly
AUGUUUCUUAUUCCAUUCUUAUAUUUGAUUCCUCUCUUCCUUCCUUUCUUGUUUUAUUUUCAUUCUUUCUUUCUUUCUUUCUUUCUUUUUCUUUCUUUCUUUUUUCUUUUUUUUCAUUCUUUUCUUUGCAAUAUUCCUUCAUUUUUUCUUUCCUCCUUGUUUGUUUGUUUGUUUCUUUCUUUCUUUCUUUCUUUCAUUUUCUUAUAUUUCGUCAUCAUUUCUCUUUUCUUUCUUACAUUUGAUUCAUUCCUUUCUUUCUUUCUUUCUUUCUUUCUCUUUCUUUCUUGCUUCAUUUAUUUCUUUACGCAUUUCUUGCUUUCUCUCUUUAUCCCUUCCUCUCUUUCUGGCUUUCUUUCUUUCUGUCUGUCUUCCUUUCUUUCUUUCUUUUUUAUAUUCCUUCAUUUUUGUCUUUUCUUUCUUACAUCUGAUUCAUACCUUUCUUUGUUUUCUGGUUUAUAUUUCUUACUUUCUUUUUUUCUUUCUUUCUUUCUUUCUUUCUUUCUUUCUUUCUUUCUUUCUUUCUGUCUAUAUUCAUGUUGGUCUCUUCUUUCUUUCUUUCUUUCUUUCUUUCUUUCUUUCUUUCUUUUAUUCUGUCAUUAUUUUUGCUUUCUUUUUUCUUUCUUUCUUUCUUUCUUUCUUUCUUUCUCUCUCUUUCUUUCUUUCUUUCUUUCUUAUACCCCUUCAUUAUUUUUAUCUCUUCUUUCUUUCUUUCUUUCUUUCUUUCUUUCUUUUAUUCUGUCAUUAUUUUUGUGUGCUUUCUUUCUUUCUUUCUUUCUUUCUUUCUUUCUUUCUUUAACUCUCUUUUUUAUUCCUUACUUAUAUUUGUUCUUUAUUGAUGUUUGCUUUCUUUCUUUCUUUCUUUCUUUCUUUCUUUCUUUCUUUCUUUCUUUUAUUCUGUCAUUAUUUUUGUGUGCUUUCUUUCUUUCUUUCUUUCUUUCUUUCUUUCUUUCUUUCUUUCUUUCUUUCUUUAACUCUCUUUUUUAUUCCUUAUAUUUUACUGUUAUUGCUAUUAAUGCCGCUUCCACUGUUGACGUCCCUACCGCCGUUGCCCGAGAUCGAACCCGGAGACGUUCGGCCGCUGUGGAGACUGUGAUGGUGAUGGUGUAA